AUGCCCCCGGAUAUAGAGGAGCUGCUGCAGCGGGAGGACAUCUGCUGGUCGGUGGAGCCGCAGCAGCAGCAGCACAAGCUUUACGAGCUCACGCUGCAGCUGCUGCAGCUGUGGGGUGUGAAGCAGCAGCAGCAACAGCAGCAGCAGCAGCAGCAGCAGCAGCAGCAGAGGUUGCAGCACUCGAACAGCAAGAGCAGCAGGAUAUCGCGGCGGCAGCAGCAGCAGCAGCCCCUCACCCCUGACUCUACCACUCAACAUCCUCAGCAGCAACAGCAGCAGCAGCAACAACAGCAGCAGCAAUUGCAGCACUCGAACAGCAAGAGCAGCAGGAUAUCGCGGCGGCAGCAGCAGCAGCAGCCCCUCACCCCCGACUCUACCACUCAACAUCCUCAGCAGCAACAGCAGCAGCAGCAACAGCAGCAGCAGCAGCAGCAGCAGCAGCAGCAGCAGCAGCAGCCUGAGCUGCAUCGGUUUGUGGUUUAUAUUCCUUUUGUAUUAAACAGAAGGUCUGUAGCUAACCACCCUCAUUUUCUUGCUUUUGGUAGCCGCAGCUGGAUGCUUGCUGCUGCUGCUCCGCUGCUGCGAGCUGUUGCUGCUGCUGCUGCUGGCAGCAAACAGCAGCUGCAGCAGCUCACCGUCAUGGAUACAGACAGCAGCUGGUGGCAUAAGUAA
Molecule: messenger RNA, 672 nt
Organism: Eimeria mitis
Lineage: Eukaryota; Apicomplexa; Conoidasida; Eucoccidiorida; Eimeriidae
Exons: 2
Coding region: 1-672 (223 amino acids)
Source: RefSeq, a predicted model, not a curated record